This is a messenger RNA of Racocetra persica, 300 nucleotides long. Lineage: Eukaryota; Fungi; Glomeromycota; Glomeromycetes; Diversisporales; Gigasporaceae. The record is from the annotation of a GenBank genome assembly.
AUGAAAUAUAACAAGCCUACCAAAUCUGCCUUCUUCAUAGUUAAAAAAUUAGAAAUGAAAGAUAUUGUUAAACGACAUGAUGAAAAAGAUCUAAAGCAUCAAAAAGCAAAGGAACAUUUAGUUGCAAACAGUGACAAUAUUUCUUCAGAUCCUCAAAUACUUAAAUUUUUUGUACUUAGUUUAGAAGAAUCUUUAGAAUACAAAGAUUUAAAUUAUGUUGUAGCUCGAAAUUUUGCUAUAGCAAUCAUACAUAUAAUUGAAGAAAAGCUUAUUGAUAAAAUGAAGUCAGCAAAAAACUGA